Messenger RNA from Tachyglossus aculeatus (Australian echidna), 4137 nucleotides. RefSeq names its product glypican-5-like. Bases 1 to 1893 code for a protein of 630 amino acids. The record is from RefSeq and is a predicted model, not a curated record. Gene Ontology annotation, biological process: regulation of protein localization to membrane; cell migration; positive regulation of canonical Wnt signaling pathway. Lineage: Eukaryota; Metazoa; Chordata; Mammalia; Monotremata; Tachyglossidae. Gene Ontology annotation, cellular component: cell surface; extracellular region; plasma membrane. The transcript is spliced from 9 exons.
AUGGCCGGUGAGCGGCGGAGGAAGGCCGGCGCCCGGGCGCGGGGCUGGGGGCCGGUGGCCCUGGUGGUGGCCCUGGUGGUGGCCCUGGUGGCCCUGGUGGCCCCGGCCCCGGCCCCGGCCCUGGCGGAGGCGGGCUCCGGGCCCGGGGCCGGCGGCCGGGCCCCCAGCUGCCACGAGGUGCGCACCGCCUUUCAGAUCCGCCACAUCGGAGCCCCGCAGCUCGUCCCCGACCUGCCCACCGCCGAUUCUGACUUGCAGAUUUGCCAGCAGAGAGCACCCACUUGCUGCACUAAGAAGAUGGAGGAGAGCUAUCAAGCAGCUGUACGGAGAGAGAGAAUCCAGAGCAUCCAGUCAUUGAACUUUGAACUGAAAUAUAUGAUUGCUGUCCACAUCACUGCAUUUCAAGAGGCCUUUGAGUCAUUGAUUCAGUAUGCUGCAAAUCACACCAGCUUUCUGUUCGAAACUGUCUAUGGAGCUAUGGCAAAGGAAGCCAUAGAACCAGUCCGAGAACUGUUUAUGGACAUCUCCCUGUAUAUUUUGGGUGCUGACACUACAGUCGACAGUGCAGUUUUGCGGUUCUUCGACAGUCUCUUUCCUUUGGUUUACAAUCGGCUAAUCAAUCCAGGAAUUAUAGAUUUAUCAAAGGAAUAUAAAGAGUGUCUUCAGUUAACAAGGCAAGACGUAAAUCCCUUUGGGCAUUAUUCUAGAGAUGUGGUUACAGAGCUGUCAAAAUCACUUUGGGCAAGCAGAAUGCUAAACCAGGCUCUCAACAUGGGCGUCGAAGUGCUGAAUACAACAGAACAUGUGACAAUCACAAAGGAUUGUAGCAAAGCAUUAGUCAAAAUGCAGUACUGUCCCCACUGCCAAGGGCUGACGCUAAUCCGGCCCUGUGCAGGCUAUUGCCUAAACGUAAUGAGGGGCUGCUUGGCAAGUGUGUCAGAACUGGAUGCCCAAUGGAGGGAGUAUAUCUCGACGCUGGAGCAUCUGACUAAUGAAAUGGCUGGGUCUCACGAUUUAGAAGUUGCACUCCUGGGAAUUCGGAAUUCAAUCAACGAAGCCAUCUUGCACGCACAGUUAAAUGGGCCACACCUCUCUGCCACAGUAAAUAAAGUGUGUGGGCCACCCAAAGUAAGAGAAUUGAAGCAGAUACCUGACACUGUGGUAGAAGCUGCAGCAAUGAUGGAAACUCAGUCAUUUAUGAGUACUGUUUCUACAAAUUUGAACAGUAAAAGAAGUUCUCUGCCUCUGAAAGCAUCAAAGAAUGACAAAUCCAGAAGUUUGAAAAAAAUAUCUCGGGAAUUCAUCAGCUACAUGAAAAGAUCCAGAACGUUUUAUGCCUCAAUAGCUGAAAGAUUAUGUGAUGGGGACCUGGUGAUGCGAGACAGCUCUACUUGCUGGAAUGGAGAGGAUGUUGUGGAAAGUUACACAAGCAGAGUGGUUUCAAAUGGACUCAAGGCACAAAUUAAUAACCCAGAGAUGAAAGUCAAAGGUCUGGACCCCCUCAUCAAUAAUCUAAUAGACAGACUUCAGAGAUUUAAUCAGUUGGAUCCAGAGAAGAAAAAGAUGAAAUCAGAGAUGUGGGCUUCCAGGGAUCUUGGCAGCGGGGCUGGGAAGAGUGAAGAGGCUGAAUCAAGUGGUGAUUGUGAUGACGAGGACGGAUGUCAGGGAUCUGGAGAGGAGACUCUCGUGACAGAUGUGUACACCAGAAAGAAAACAAAAGCAGAUGCGACUGAACCAAAACCAGCUACUAAAAAGAUGGAUCACAAUGGAACUACAACCACAGUAAAGUCAUCUUCUAAACACAAUUCAUCUGGAAACAUGGGCCUCCAAAGUUCUUAUUCCUCUAUUUACAUUAUUACUCUCCUGGCAAGUUUGUAUCACUAUCUGUCAUAGCUGCAAUUAUCACAGUUAUGGUGUAAGAAUUUUGUUUCUCUGAAGUUUACCAUCAGCCUUAUCUGACAAGAAAAAACGUUGUUAAAUGGUUCUCUAGUUUUCUACAGAAUGGUAGUUUGGUGGUUUCAAAGUUGGCCAGGGCUGGCCAACAAUCAGUAUCAACAUCUACAUUUCUUUUAAAGAUUAUUCUUUUAAGUUUCUUAACCAGCAAUAUUAUAAGGGAAUGAUAAUAGAAAACCUAAAGAGAAAUUAUUUCAAGCGUUCACAUUUCCAAAUGAUAGAGUUGCAUUUUUCAUUUUACUCAUUGAUGGGUUAGUUCAGCUUAUUGGGUUUCUCAGAAAAGCACCCGUUAUCAGUCAGCACUAUGAAUUUUUCUAGCAGAUUGCAAUUAAUCUAGAACGACACUAGAAGAGUGUAAGGUUACUGACACUACCAUUGAUGAAUUCCUCUUAAUUAACAGCCAGUUUGAGGUCACUGCUUUUCUUUCAGUCCUUAGUGAUCACCAUACAGAGCUGAUUAAAUGCUCACUAUAUCAACAAUAUUCACUUAAAUUGUACUUUGCAAAUAUUGGCAUGCUUUGAAAAUUGUCAAACUCUCCAGACAAUUAGCUUCCUCGCCUCAUGAACCACCAUUAUGGAAAGUUCUAGGCUUCAGAGAUGAAUGUCUAAAACCAGGGAAAUUGAGGAAAUCCACAUUAAGCCUUCCAUUCCCCCUGAAGGCCAAUACACAGGAUGAAAAUCCAAAUUUGUUCAAGCCAUUUUAUUACCUUUGUGGUGUAAAACUGGAACAAAUGAAAAUGUCUUGUAGCUUGCAAGGGGAGAAAUAAGUAGCUCAGUAAUCCUCUAUUGUAGUUUUUGUGCACUGUAGGUCCAAGCUACAGUACAUUCAAAAGCUGGGUAUUAUUUAAGUUUUAAAUGGUACUAUCACAGUAUAAGUGAAAUGCAAGACAAACACUCAUCUGGAAUAAAGUUGGUAAUUUGUAUUUUGAUAUGUUAGGCAUUGUAGCUUUUUGGACAUAAGCAGAAAUGCAUGACUAUUUAAAAAAGUAUGAUGGAAAAGGUAUUCUGAGAGUCCUAUGGGUGGUUGAAAGCAAAAAUAUGUAUUUUCCGACAACUGUGUUUACAGUGCCAUUGAUGAUAUAUGUAGUACUGCAUACAUAUUCUAAUGUACCAAUAAAUAACGCUUCAUGUAUUUAUCAUAUUUACUAACAAUGUCAUAAACAUCUCAACAGUUAAAGGACAUUUCCAUGCUCCAGGCUAUAGUGCUGUACAGUUUUUUUAUGAAAAAACAGAAACAGUCACCUUUAAUAAUCUUCUUUUUGUAAAAUUGUCCCUGGGGUCAUGUCACUUUUCAGAAGAUAUUGUUCCAUUCAAAGCAAAGAGUCUGUUGCCUUGUCAUCAUAGUAGUUUUGUGAAAUUUGUACUUAUAAGGUGACAAGGCUGUAAGGGAGCCCUUUUUGAGCAAGAGCAGUGAGUGACGCUGAUGGACAAUUUCAUCCCUGUGAGUGUCUGAUAACAGACAGGCUCCCACUGCUCAAAAUCCCUGUUAACGAGGGCCGUGAACACUCCGUAUCUUCCAGAGGGAAAAUGCGUUGAUAUUUACUCAUUUUUAAUGUUUGUCUGUAAUUCAUGUGGGUGCACAAUUCUAAAAGGAAAAUUGUAUAAAAUAGAUCCCCAAUGCAGCUAAAACUGAGUGCUCUUCCGAGUCUCAAUCCAGAAUGUCAAUCUGCUUCCUCUUCCACAGAAUAUUCAAAAAAUCUCAAUUGUAUUAACAUUGUGAUGGAUGUCUAGUGAACAGUGUGUCACAAUGAUCGUUGUAAACUGUUAGUGGUAAAAUAUCCUUAUUGGUGACAGUGCAGUAGAGAGAGUUUUCAGAGAAAAGUGGCUUUCAUUGAAUCAUUUGGAAAUUUCGGUGGAGUUGUAGACCUGCCGAUUGAAAUAUGCAAUGAAAGUGCCUUUCUGCUCAGGUAUUUGUACUUCCCCCUGCCUCCCUUCAGAAAUAUUUUAUUAAAUCCUUCCAGUGAGGAUCAAGAAAGUGCUUCUAACUUGAAAAUUGAAGGGGGGAAACAUCAGAAAAUAAUUGGCUGCAUGCUCCUAAGUGGUCCCAAAUUCCAACUGUAUAAUCUUCUGAGCUGGAGGUUAGCAAUGUUUUGUAUUUGUUAGGUUGAUUAGACAUCCAGAACUUGUACAAAUUUACCAUUGAAAAUUACCUUGUCAUUCUAAUAAGGACAACAAAUAAACAUUA